AGCCUGUGAACAGAAUGUAACUGUCAGCUGCAUUGUGAAUGUCACCAUAAUAUUUACAGCCUUUCAGAACCGGGACUACAAAGCAACGACCCUCCUGCUCUUGAAAGGAAAGGAGAUUCUGACUACUAGUGAUAGCCAUCUCUGCAGAAAGGCUGAUAUAUAAAAUAUACCCCAGUCUAUGGAGAUUCUGGGAUUGUCUUUAGGGGCACGUUAUUCAAUUAUUACACUGAAUUGGGAAGAUUAUGCCCUGGUUUGUCCCAGACAAGGCGUACAUAGGUCCCAUUGUCUAUAAAUCUGGUUUUAUAUUUGCACAUUGAACUUUAAAGAAAAGAAGAAAAGAAACACAAGUACAAAUAAUAUAUAAAAGGUUCAGCAAAUAUCAAAUAAAACAUAUGAGCGACCUGCAAAGGCCAUAUCAGUGAUGUGAGGGGCUACUAAUUUCAUAUUAAAAUACUCUUUUAUCUCCAACCAUAUAUAAAAGAUGAACAAAAAAAUUAUAUUUUGGAAUAAAUAGCAACAACAGCAUUAUCUCGGUAUUAAUCUGCCUGUUUGUGAACUGUGGCUGCUCCAGUCGGUACAUUUGGUAUUCACUAAUGGAAGCUGUGAGGAGAAUGCAAUAAUUUUUCUGUAAUGGGAUGUAACCUCAAUUCGACCCCGGCCCUGCAGUCCCCUUUAUUUUUUUUUUCGCUCAGCGAAGAGACUUGUAAUGACAGCCAAGCGGCCAGACGGUGGCGCUCGAGUCUGAGCAAAAAGAUGCGUCUAAAUCCGGGAGCGCGCAGCCAGGCGCGCUCCCCCCAGCAUCCUCCCAGCUCCCCCACUCAUGCACCAGUUUACCUCUAGAGGUCAUCAGGCAGGAUUUACGACUGGACAACAAAAGCACGUGAUUCCAAGUCGUACCCCAUAUUUGGGUGCCUACGUAGGAGGGAACCAAGUACAUGUCCCAGUCAUUUCCAUAAUUCAUCAUAAAUUGUGCAAGGGUGCUAUAGACGCACAAAACGACCCAGAGCCACAAAUCAAGCACACACAUAUCAAAAAACAAAUGAGCUCUUAUUUUGUAAACUCAUUUUGCGGUCGCUAUCCAAAUGGCCCGGACUACCAGUUACAUAAUUAUGGAGAUCACAGCUCGGUGAACGAGCAAUACAGGGAUUCAGCAGGCAUGCAUUCCAGCAGGUACGGAUACGGCUACAAUGGCAUGGAUCUCAGCGUUGGGCGAACAGCUUCCAACCACUUUAGUGCCAGUGACAGAGCAAGAAAUUACCCAUCCAACCCAACCUCCUCUACAGAGCCAAGGUAUAGCCAACCUGCAGGGUCUUCACACUCUCCAAGUCCACCUGACCCUCUGCCCUGCAGUGCUGUGCCCACCCCGCCUGUCAGCGAGAGUCACCCAGGAGUCAAAAACUCUCUAACAAACUCCAACAGCAGCAACACCACGUCCAAUGCCAGCAGCACCAGCAGCAAUAGUGCCAGCAUUAGCAGGGAAGGGCUUGGUGCUUCUUCUUCUGGUGCUGAGGAGGACAUUCCAGCCAGCAGCGACCAGGCAAGUUCACAGAACGGCCAGAGCCCUGCUCCUUCAGUGCAACCCCAGAUCUACCCCUGGAUGAGAAAACUGCACAUAAGUCAUGACAAUAUAGGAGGACCAGAGGGGAAGAGGGCUAGGACAGCUUAUACACGCUACCAAACUCUGGAGCUGGAGAAAGAAUUCCAUUUUAACAGAUAUCUGACCCGCCGAAGGAGGAUUGAGAUAGCCCAUGCCCUGUGCCUAUCCGAGAGACAAAUCAAAAUCUGGUUUCAGAACAGAAGAAUGAAAUGGAAAAAGGAUAAUAAGCUGAAAAGUAUGAGUAUGGCAGCUGCAGGGGGUGCAUUCCGCCCAUAGAUGCUUUCAAGUGUUAGAAUACUGUCACCAUAGACUUUCUAGGACUCUUGUGUGUGACUUCAGUGAAGAAACCUGUUUUUUUGUCCCUAUCAUAUCCUAUCCAGUCCAUGAUGAGCCCCUUCUGUCGGAGGAAUAUAGCUGCGGCUGCUUUAUGUACAUGUUAUGUUUUUUUGGAUGGCAAUGUCUUGACAAAUUGUAAAUGUUUUAACUUAUUUGACUAUGUAAAACGCUAUGUGUUACUUGAAGGAACAGAACAAAAAAACAAACAAACAAACAAAAAACCUCUUGAUUUCUAAUGUUCUGUGUUGCAUUCAAUUUGCAAAAAAAAAGCUGUAAAUGUUUGUGAAGUGUAACUAUGUUUGAAUACUUCAAAGCGUCUACCUACGUUUCCAGAUAAUACUACCUAUGUGAAUACUAUGUUGUAGAGGUGACUUGUGUUAGUGUGGUGAGUAGUGACACAAACUGUGACCCCCCCCC
This is a messenger RNA of Bufo bufo (common toad), 2350 nucleotides long. It is a transcript of the gene HOXA5, whose product is annotated as homeobox A5. The record is from RefSeq and is a predicted model, not a curated record. Lineage: Eukaryota; Metazoa; Chordata; Amphibia; Anura; Bufonidae. Gene Ontology annotation, cellular component: nucleus. Gene Ontology annotation, molecular function: DNA-binding transcription factor activity, RNA polymerase II-specific; RNA polymerase II cis-regulatory region sequence-specific DNA binding. Bases 821 to 1873 code for a protein of 350 amino acids. The transcript has 2 exons. Gene Ontology annotation, biological process: anterior/posterior pattern specification; regulation of transcription by RNA polymerase II.